ACGUCAGAUGGUAGUUGCAAUGCAGAGUUCCUUACUGCGAUUUAAAUGAUCAAUUAAAAAGUAGUGGAGUAAAGUGAAUAAUAUUAUUCAUAAUAAGUACGCAGAAACUUCGUAAAGAUGUUUCUUACUUCGAGAUCGAUUCGUACUAUUUAUAACUGUAAAAAUCUUAGAGGGCUGCAAACAUCAGCCAGUCGCACAUCAGAUCAGUUAUUCGUUCAUCGAGACAGUGAAGUGGAUAAUCCAAAAAUACCCUUUGAAUUCAAUGAAGCUAAUAAAAAACGUAUUGAAGCCCUUUUGAAAAUUUAUCCCGAAGGGCAUAAACGUGGUGCAAUGAUACCUCUGUUAGAUCUAGCUCAACGUCAACAUGGAUGGCUACCUAUUUCUGCUAUGCAUAAAGUAGCAGAAAUACUAAAUGUACCACACAUGAGGGUGUAUGAAGUAGCUACUUUUUAUACAAUGUUUAACAGAAGGCCAAUGGGAAAAUAUCAUGUACAAAUUUGUACAUGUACUCCUUGUUGGUUAAGAGAUUCUGAUUCCAUUGUAGAUGCUGUGACAAAAGCUACAAAUUGUAAAAUUGGAGAAAUGUCUGAGGAUAAAUUAUUUACAGUUUCUGAGGUAGAAUGUCUUGGUGCCUGUGCCAAUGCACCAAUGUUUCAAGUCAAUGAUGACUAUUAUGAAGAUUUGACACCUGAAAGUGCUACUGCUAUAAUAAAUGCAUUAAAGAAAGGAGAAAGGCCACCUCCUGGACCACAAAAUUCACCUAGGUUUGCAGCAGAUCCCUCAGGAGGUUUAACAUCAUUAACAAGUCCUCCACCAGGACCUGGGUUUGGUGUUAGAUCUGACCUGUAAUAUUUUGUAUAUAAAUAGUAAAUUGUACAAUCUGUGAAUGAUCUAAUAAUAAUUAAAUAUUUAAAUAGA
Molecule: messenger RNA, 918 nt
Organism: Megachile rotundata (alfalfa leafcutting bee)
Lineage: Eukaryota; Metazoa; Arthropoda; Insecta; Hymenoptera; Megachilidae
Gene: ND-24
Product: NADH dehydrogenase ubiquinone
Biological process (GO): mitochondrial electron transport, NADH to ubiquinone
Cellular component (GO): respiratory chain complex I
Molecular function (GO): NADH dehydrogenase activity
Source: RefSeq, a predicted model, not a curated record